AUGGGAGCGGCCAUUACGACGAACAUGGAGGCGACGACGGCCAGUGGAACCAUGAACAUGAUGGCCACCAUCACCACCACGAGCACGCAGGCUGGGACCACUCCCACGACGGAAGCUACAACAAGCAUGAAGGAGAUUACCAUGACGGCAGCCAUGGUGAGGCACAUGAAGGCUGGGGACACGAUGAUCAUAUGGGCCAUCACAUGGGGGGACACGAUGAUCAUAUGGGCCAUCACAUGGGUGGGCACGAAGAUCAUACUCACCCAGGAUCUGGUCAUCAUGAUGAUAGUUAUCAUCAACAGCAACACCACCCAGAGGAGGAUUGUCAUCAACAGCAACAUCACGAUGACCAAUGCCACGAUAUGUAGAUUUCUCAGUUCUUGA
Molecule: messenger RNA, 384 nt
Organism: Cladophialophora bantiana CBS 173.52
Lineage: Eukaryota; Fungi; Ascomycota; Eurotiomycetes; Chaetothyriales; Herpotrichiellaceae
Exons: 2
Coding region: 1-384 (127 amino acids)
Source: RefSeq, a predicted model, not a curated record